AUGACACAAAUAUAUCCAUACGAUAUUGUAAGUUCAAGCUCUUCUCAACAAACUAAUAUCUGUAAGAAACAAGACGAAACAUCAGACAUAAACUCUGCAGAAACAGAUGAAAAGGAAAAGUUAAUGACAAAGAAACCCAUCCCUUGUAUGAGAUUCAUAUCCAUGCGAGUGUUUAUCACCCUUCUAAUUGUUAUCCUAUUGAUUACAUGUUCAAUAUUUAUUUGGUUAGCUUCGUUUGUAGGAUCAACAAAUGCUCUUCAAGAAAUGACAAAAGAAUUGAUAGGAAAGGUGGGUGAGAAAACCAUUUCUUAUAUCCAAUUAGAAAUUGAACCACAAAUGAGGUUGUCAAUGAGCUUGGCAGCAGACAUUAGUUUUGGAGUUAUUGGAGAGAAGCCGAAACCUGUUUAUUUGUAUGAGAAAUACAAGAUUUUCGAGUCUUCUGGGUUGGGAGUUUUCUAUCCUAAGGAGAUGUAUACCUAUUCAUUGUCUGGUAUUUCACCAAAUUCGUUGUUGACCUAUUUAGAGAAACAAAACGCUGGAUUAAUCUUUUGGAAUGUUAACGAAACUGAUGGAAGUCCAACAACAGUGCAUAAAAACGAUUCUACAACGUAUGAAAUAACGUCUCAACACUAUUGGAAGAGAAGCUUGGAAUUAUUCAAUGAAUUGAAUGAAAAUUCCAUUGUUGGUGAGCCAUAUUUGGUUAUCAACUCUGGAUUGGCGAUAUUUUGCUCAACCAAGGUUUACAAUUCUACGUUGUUUGCUCUAAGUGGUCAGAAACAAUAUAUUGGAAUUGCCAAAUCAAACAUGAUGUUAAAUUCCAUUCAAGAAUUUUUACAAAAGUUAACCAUAAUUGGUAAUGGAUAUGUUAUUUUGGCAGAAUUGAAUGACAGUGUGAUUGGUGCAUCUAUUAAUUCAACAUCUAUCGAUGGGAAGUCAAGAGUUUCAUUAUUCGAGUUAAUAGAUAAAGAUUCUGGACAACUGAUGAACGAUAUUCGUUCCCAAUAUGGAAAUCUUUCAGAAAUUCCAUCCUUCAUUCAGAUAUAUAGCAAUGGGAUAGGGUACUAUGUAUCAAAGAAAGAUUACAUAUAUAAGAACAUUCAUUGGAUUCUCUAUAUGGUUGUUUACAAGUCAGAUGUCGAUCAAACCACAAAUAUUAAUUCUGGAAUUUCUGUUGGUGUAGCAGUGGUAGUUAUCCUAUUCGGAGUGGCUUGUAGUUUUAUUAUUGGUCAUUUGGUUACCAAUCCUCUUAGAUUUCUAGAAAAUCAAUUCAUGAGAAUCAAAACUUUUGACUUAAAGUCAUGUUCUUUCAAUUCAAGCAAAUUCAAAGAAGUUGACAGUAUUUAUGAGCACCUAUUCGACAUGGUUACUUGGUUGAACGAAUUCAAAUCAUUUCUUCCAGAAAAUGUGUUUAACCAAUUGAAGAAUUUCGAACAAGUUGAACGGAAAUCUUCUCUAUUCGAAAAGAAGGAAUCAUUUUCCAGAAAUUCAUCAGAAUUUGGAUCUUCCAAGGUUGACAAACCGAAUACUCUUCAAAACUCAUCUGAUUCCUCUUUGAAAGCUUCCAAAGUCAUUUCUGGAAGUUUAUUCAAAUUAGGGUUAAACCAUUCCAGAUGUAGCGUUGUAAAUGUCAAGCUAUUUGGUUUCAAUGAACAGGUUUCGACAAAUGAAAUUUCGAAUAUAUUUUCCAAGAUCGCUAAUGGACUUUCAACUCUUUGCAAAACCAUGCAAGUCUCGGAUUUACUCAUUUUUGGAAUAGACGAAUACCAACUCACUUUCGUCGAUUCCAAUAAGAAAUGUGAAAUGGCUUCCAUUGAGGCAAGCUUAAAAAUUAGCAAAAUUCUAGAUAAUAUUCUUGGAAAAUCAGAGAAAAAAGUUAGUUAUUGCAUUGGAAUUUUUACUGACAUGGCGUACAUUGGAAAUAUUGGAAACCAUUCUUUACGUUGCUAUUCUGUGGUUGGUCCAAUUGUUUCAAAUGCUAGAAAAUUGGCAAUUUUUGGGCAUACUCUUGAUUGUAAAGUUUUGGUGGAUAGUGGAACGUUAUCACCUGUAGUAAUAAGUCAAUUUGUGAUUAGACCAAUUGACCGAAUCGAAAUGGAAGUUUUCAAUUCGAAAACUAAACAGAUUAUUUCAGUUCAUGAAGUAUUGAGGGAAAAUUUGGUCAAUCCUGAUGAAUGGCUUUAUGAAUUGGAACAAUCGAAUAGUAAUUCACAAUUUAAAGUUUUACAAAAUUCUUUCGUUUCGAUAUUUGAAGUGGAAACAGAAGAAUCAAACUUUGUAGAGAAAGUCAGAGAAACAAGACGAAUCUUUCAAAGAUACAUUGAUGAAAAUCCUUCAGACAUCUUGGCUUUCAAUCGUUUGAUUUAUGUACUCAACUUUCUUCUAGAUUAUUCUGAUGAUUCGAAUGCUUCUCUUUUUGAAUUGUUGAAAAAUUACAAAACAGCACUCCACAGAUCAGUCCAAACUCUUUCUCACCAUAAUUGUGAAGAUGUUGAAAUAACUCAUAUAAAUUUUAAAGGUUAG
Molecule: messenger RNA, 2520 nt
Organism: Naegleria gruberi
Lineage: Eukaryota; Heterolobosea; Eutetramitea; Acrasida; Naegleriidae
Exons: 1
Coding region: 1-2520 (839 amino acids)
Source: RefSeq, a predicted model, not a curated record